Molecule: messenger RNA, 1050 nt
Organism: Neogale vison (American mink)
Lineage: Eukaryota; Metazoa; Chordata; Mammalia; Carnivora; Mustelidae
Gene: ZNF883
Product: zinc finger protein 883
Biological process (GO): regulation of transcription by RNA polymerase II
Molecular function (GO): DNA-binding transcription factor activity; RNA polymerase II cis-regulatory region sequence-specific DNA binding
Source: RefSeq, a predicted model, not a curated record
AUGGAACCUAAGAAAAUUUGUAUGAGAGAGAAGCAUGAAUGUAAACUGUGUGGUAAAUCCUUCAGCCGGAACACUAAUCUUAUUCAGCAUCAAAGAAUACAUACUGGAGAGAAACCUUAUGAAUGCAAUGAAUGUGGAAAAGCUUUUAGUCAGAGCACUAAUCUUAUUCAACAUCAAAGAGUCCAUACUGGGGAGAAACCUUACAAGUGUAGCAAAUGUGAAAAAGCUUUUAGUCAUAGGUCAUCCCUUAGAAAUCAUGAGAGAAUUCAUACUGGAGAAAAACCCUAUCCUUGCAAUGAAUGUGGGAAGGCUUUCAGUCAUAUUUCAGCCCUUACUCAACAUCACAGAAUUCAUACUGGGAAGAAGCCAUAUGCUUGUAUUGAAUGUGGGAAAACCUUCAGCCGGAGCACACAUCUUAUUGAACAUCAGGGAAUUCAUUCUGGGGAAAAAUCCUACCAGUGUAAGAAAUGUCGGAAGGCUUUUUGCCACAGCACAUCACUAAUCCGACAUCAGAGAACUCACAUCGGAGAAAGACCCUAUAAAUGCACGGAAUGUGGAAAAGCCUUCGGUCAUACCCCAGCCUUCAUUCAACAUCAGAGAAUUCAUACUGGAGAGAAACCCUAUGAAUGUAAUGAAUGUGGAAAGGCCUUCAGUCGGAGCGCACAUCUUACUGAACACCAGAGAUCUCAUACUGGAGAGAAACCUUAUGUUUGUAAGGAAUGUGGAAAAACCUUCAGCAGAAGCACACACCUUACUGAACAUCUAAAAAUUCAUUCUGGUGAGAAGCCCUAUCUAUGUGAUCUAUGUCAAAAACUAUUUUGCUAUAGAACCUCACUAGUUCGACAUCAGAGAACUCAUACAGGAGAGAAACCCUACCAGUGUGAUGAAUGUGGGAAAUCUUUCAGUUUAAGUUCAGCCCUUACUAAACAUAAGCAACACACAGGGGAGAAACCUUAUAAAUGUAAUAAAUGUAGUGAUGUUUUCUGUCAUAAUACAUCUUUAUUUCGACAUCAAAGAACUCAUUUUAGAAAUGAAAUCCUAUCAGAGUAA